This is a messenger RNA of Pelodiscus sinensis (Chinese soft-shelled turtle), 5112 nucleotides long. It is a transcript of the gene ACVR1C, whose product is annotated as activin A receptor type 1C. Gene Ontology annotation, biological process: protein phosphorylation; cellular response to growth factor stimulus; cell surface receptor protein serine/threonine kinase signaling pathway. Gene Ontology annotation, cellular component: plasma membrane; signaling receptor complex. The record is from RefSeq and is a predicted model, not a curated record. Gene Ontology annotation, molecular function: transmembrane receptor protein serine/threonine kinase activity; ATP binding. NCBI's taxonomy places the organism in Eukaryota, Metazoa, Chordata, Testudines, Trionychidae.
GCGGGGAGGAGCUGGCGGGGAAGCCCUCCCCCGGCUCGGGAUGUUGCGACCAGUGGAGACCGCGGAGCGCUAGGCGCACAGCUGGCAGCAGGGGCGGGGGGCAGCCACCGCCGGGAGCCCCGCUGCACCUGGCCGCUGCGCGCCCUCAGCCCCGCAUCGCGGCCAUGAGGCGGGCGCUGCUGCUCCUGUCCGCCGCCGCCUUGCUCUGCUCAGGUCUAAAGUGUGUGUGUCAGUUGUGUGAGCAUACGAAUUUCACCUGCCAAACUGAAGGAGCAUGCUGGGCUUCUGUCAUGCUAACUAAUGGCAAAGAAGAAGUGAUAAAGUCAUGUGUAUCCAUUCCAGAGCUGAAUGCACAGGUCUUCUGCCAUAGCUCUAAAAACAUCACAAAAACAGAAUGCUGCUACACAGACUUCUGCAACAAUAUAACACUCCGUCUGCCUGUAGCUUCAGCAUCUUCAAGCAGACCAAACCUUGGGCCUGUGGCAUUGACAGUGAUAGUUACCGUGCCAGUAUGCAUCUUGUCUUUAUCUGUAAUGCUGAUUGUAUAUACAUGUCAAGGCCGUCACUGUACAUUCAGAAAGAAGAAGCGACAAAAUAUUGAAGAACCUCUAUCUGAGUGCAACCUAGUAAACUCUGGGAAAACUCUUAAAGAUCUUAUUUAUGAUAUGACAACAUCUGGGUCUGGAUCAGGUUUACCUCUAUUGGUCCAAAGAACAAUUGCAAGAACUAUUGUUCUUCAGGAAAUAGUAGGAAAAGGCCGCUUUGGUGAAGUCUGGCGUGGAAAAUGGUGUGGAGAAGAUGUAGCUGUGAAAAUUUUCUCCUCAAGGGAUGAAAGGUCUUGGUUUCGUGAGGCAGAAAUCUAUCAGACAAUUAUGCUGAGACAUGAAAACAUCCUGGGGUUUAUUGCUGCUGAUAACAAGGAUAAUGGAACUUGGACUCAACUGUGGCUUGUAUCUGAAUACCACGAGCAAGGCUCCUUAUUUGAUUAUUUAAACAGAAAUGCUGUGACCAUUGCUAGUCUGAUUAAGCUGGCACUUUCAAUAGCCAGUGGCCUUGCACACCUUCAUAUGGAGAUAGUUGGUACACAAGGCAAACCAGCUAUUGCACAUAGGGACCUAAAAUCUAAGAAUAUCUUAGUAAAAAGAAAUGAAACCUGUGCCAUUGCAGAUUUAGGACUUGCUGUGAGACAUGAUGCUGUAUUGAACACAAUUGACAUACCUCAGAAUCCUAGAGUGGGAACCAAGAGGUACAUGGCUCCUGAAAUACUUGAUGAUGUAAUGAACAUAAGCAUCUUUGAGUCCUUCAAACGUGCAGACAUAUACUCUCUUGGCUUGGUGUACUGGGAGAUAUCACGAAGAUGCUCAAUUGGAGGACUCAUUGAGGAGUACCAGUUGCCUUAUUAUGAUGUUGUGCCUUCAGAUCCCUCAAUAGAAGAUAUGAGAAGGGUAGUUUGUGAACAGAAACUUAGACCAAAUAUCCCAAACCAGUGGCAAAGUUGUGAGGCACUCCGAAUCAUGGGUAGAAUAAUGCGCGAGUGCUGGUAUGCUAAUGGCGCAGCUCGACUGACUGCGCUCCGCAUUAAGAAGACCAUUUCACAACUCUGUGUACAUGAAGAUUCCAAAGCCUAAAUGGGUCAUUUAGGGGAAGGAGGAAGAAAUCAUUCUCCAUCUCUUUACAUGUGAUUUGUUUUCUGUCUACCUCACAUAUAUACAGUACAGUAUUUAAGUGCCCAAACCACAGCACUGAAAAAUAAUUUCAUAGUUGGCUACAACCAGCUGCAGCUUUUGGUUGGUGUUGCUGUCUUUAUAAAGCAAAUCACCAACUCAUGCUAUUUUUUUUUUAAUGAAAGUCGAUAUUAGGAAAACAGCAGUACUGAGUUACAAAACAUUAUUCCUUUAGACUAUUUUAUUAUUUGUAAGUUUUUUAUUCUAGUUAAAACCAAAAUACGUUGUUGAAGGGAUGUAUUUGUGUAAAACAGGUAUGCAAAAGAAACCACACACAUUUUAUCUUCAAACUAAAAUCAGACCAAAUUCAUCAAGCUUCUUGGGUGUUUUCCCAUAGAAUCCUGUAGAAUAUAUUACAGUAAAGUGCAUUUAUAUGUUUUUAUAUUCUAUAUAUAAAUUAGCAGCCAAACAAAUAAGAAGAUUAUACCCCUCAAUAUGUAUACUGUGAAGCUAAAGUAAACACGUGAGUGUUUCUCUCUCUCUUUUUUUAAUGUUACUACAGCUCUAUCCAAAGUUAAGGUUUGGCAGUAUUUUUGUUAAGUAUCCCUAUUUCAGGGAUCAGACAGUCAUAAACACCAACUCUGAGCUAACUGUUCCAAAGUCUCAAUCAAGGACCAAUUUUUUUAAAAUCAAAUUGUGAAAAAAUUAUGAGAAUUGUACAGUGUAAUCCAAAAAUAAUGUAUUUUAACUAAAUUUUCUAUAGACCAAUACCCAAAGUUUUAGUGUCUUUUGGUAUUUGGGGGAGUGAGAAGGUCUAAUACAGUUGUUUGCUGCAAAAUACAAUGUACGUGUGAAAUUGCUUCAGAUGCAGAAACUCAUUCACGCUAACCUGUACCCUGAAUACAAUAGCACAGAUAGUUGUGUUUGAGAGGAGCAGGGCAACAUCCACAAGAUAUAUAUGUAAUUGUGCAGAACCAGCACCUCCCACACUGAGUGAGUGGUAUAGAAAGGCCUCAGAGAGGUGGUGCUAGGUCAUUGGUGCCCUAAACAGGAAUAUCUUGGCCCUCCUGCACAUAACAAAUAAUAAGAAGUGAAGAGGGGACUCUUUGAUCUGCUCAGGGCCCUAAGCAAUUGUUUUCUCUGCUUAUGCCUAGUCCAGCUCUGAGUGCUCAGGAUUGGAGCAGUAGUACUCGUGAAUGGCUGUACUGCAGUCCCUGUGUUCUGACCUGGCUUUGGGAGAUGUAUUUCCUUCUAUCAACCAUUUUCUUCCAUGCUUUAAUUAUUUUUAAAAAAUUCCAAUCUACUCUGUAGACACAAGAACUUAGUGCUCCUAGCACAGGAAAGCAAUACACAUGUUCACCAGUGUAAGAACACCUGCACAUUUAAAGGGCUAAAGGCAGGGUGCCAGAACCUUUGAGGAUUUAGGAUUGGGGGUGAGGAGGACUGGCACAGUAACUAGAAGGGUCAGUGGACCAUGCCCCUGGACUCCGAACCUGAAUAUUUCCCCCUCCCAAACUGCAAGCCUGUGGAAAGUGUAGAGAAGUGCUGGCAGGGGGCUGUGCUUUACGGUGACAUUGCCCCUCCUAACUGCAAGCCUUGGCAGGUGUGGAAUGGUACCAGUAGGGGUUCACAGCAGGGUUGUUGAUCAUUCCCCUGCCAUGAAGUGCAGCUUCUCCCAGCUUCUCAAUGCAUGUCCAAGGCUUGCAGGUGGGGAGGGGCCAACACCACCUCUGCUUUCCAAAUUAUGCCCAUAUAAAAAAGUGAGGAUUAUAGGUUCUCCCUCCUCAAUUAUAGUAAUUGGGCAAAGUCAUUGACAUGAGGCCAUAUUGGUUUCUUCAGAGCGAUCAAAUAUGCAUCUCAUGAAUAACUCCAAGGAGGUAUCAGAUAAAUAACAGGACAUCAAAACAAUCUCUAAAUAGAUGUAUUUCACAAUAAUGUUAGCUUACAAAAGAGUAGUAUCAGUAGGCAUUUUCAAAAGUUCCUAAAUAUUCUAGUAUUUCAUGAUUUCUUGUAAUGGAUCAAAAGACAUGUGGAUAAGUAACUCUCAGACACUUCGGGGGAAGAUUCUGUUCAUACGUCUUUGAUUUUGUUUUAUUUAAAAAAUGAUUUCUUAUAUCCACUAUAACCACAGUUUAAAAAUAUAUUUUAAAUCCUCAAAAUCCAGGAAAUACAAAAUUAGAUCUACAAAUCUCCCUUCAACAUCACUGAUUUGGAGGCAAUUCUUUAUUAUGGGUGUAGAGAGAGGAGGAAAACUUUACGAGAGUGGGAAAUGUUGCAUGCUAUAUAUACUUGAUAGUUUUUGUGAGUGUGGCUAAUCCCUAUCAUUAGGUCUUUUGCCUUUUGUUUAGAUGGAAAAUCAGGAAUUUAGCCUUCAGUUUAGGAGUGUCAGCGAUACUUGUUUUAUCCUAACAUGUUGGAAUUCUAGUGCGGAGCUGUUGUUUGUUCUUUAAAUUGAUACUAGUGAACUAUAGCAUACAUAUUUAUAGAAUUUAUAGUCAUUUUACACUGGCUAAGUUGAGCUGAAGACUUAGUUAUUUAUGCUCCUGUAAUUAGACUGUAGGAUAAAGUCUAGAUAUGUAAAAAUAUUUCAGUAUUGCUUUACUCAGCAUAGCAAUGCCUUAUCUUAGGCAAAGGUACUUAAGAGUUUUAAAAUAAGAAUUUUUAGCAUGAGGUAGCAGUAUCAUGGUGAGAGAGUUCAUGCCAAGCCAGACCAUUGUAGAUUUAAACCUAGGUUUGCUGCGCAUUAACUGGCCAUGCAGAUAAGCCAUAUAUCUCAUUUUAAUAACUGACUUAGUCCUAAAUCAGUUAGGUAUUGUGGUGCUCAGGAGAAAAGUGUCUAAAUAACUGUAAAUAUCUAAACCUGUAUUUAAUGAAUAGCUAGUAAAUUUUAUUUCCAUAUAUUUUUAUAAGUUCCAUGUGUGUAAAUUAUACCAGGCUGUUUUGUCACAUGCACACUUUCUAAUCUACCAUAUUUAUUUGAAAAUUAAAUGAAAAGGAGCUAACCACUACAACAGACAUUUUUUAGGCUCGUGUUUUUUCUGUUUAUAAAUUAAAGAUGAAUGGGAUCUUGAGUUGCUUCAAAACCAGCUCGUAUUUAAAAACAAACAAAAAAAAAUUAUCUGUGAAAGGGCCUGAUCCAUCUCCCACUAAAGUCAACGGAAAGGCUCCCAUUGACUUCUGUGGAGCUAGAUCAAGCUUACAGUACUUCAAUUACUUUUCUGAUCUGUUUUUUUUUAAUAUAAAGAACAACAAAAAUUAUUAAAGAUCUAAAAAACAUGACCUGUGAAGAUAAAAUUGGAUUUGUUUAGUUUAGAAAGUGAAGUCUGAGACGCCCUUGGACUAGUUUUCAAGUAUAGGUUGAACCUCUCUAGUCCGGAACCCUCGGUGCCAGACCAUGGUGCCAGACCAUGGGAGGUCAAUAUUGUCUAGCAGCAUUACCAACACUUCC